This is a messenger RNA of Lycium ferocissimum, 882 nucleotides long. RefSeq lists its product as uncharacterized. Gene Ontology annotation, molecular function: nucleic acid binding. The transcript is spliced from 2 exons. The coding region runs from base 1 to 882 and encodes 293 amino acids. Lineage: Eukaryota; Viridiplantae; Streptophyta; Magnoliopsida; Solanales; Solanaceae. The record is from RefSeq and is a predicted model, not a curated record.
AUGAAAAAUGACUGCAGCAGAUUUGUCCAAAAGUGCCACAAGUGUCAGAUUCAUGGAGACUUGAUAAAAGUCCCUCCAACAGAACUGAAUGCUAUGACAUUACCUUGGCCAUUCGCCGCUUGGGGCAUGGAUGUCAUAGGACCAAUUGAGCCAGCCACGUCAAAUAAACAUCAUUUCAUCUCGGUUGCCAUAGACUACUUCACCAAGUGGGUGGAAGCAGCAUCUUAUUCAUCAGUGACAAAGAAAGCGCCACGAGAGAGACAUGUGUGCGCAGUUCUAGAUCACUACCGAAAUUCAACUGCAUAUCGACCACAAAUGAAUGGAGCUGUAGAAGCCGCCAACAAAAACAUCAAGAAAAUCCUCCGAAAGAUGAUUGAUAACUACAAAGAUUGGCAUGAACAAUUGCCUUAUACAUUGCUGGGAUACCGCACAACGGUCAGGACCUGGACUGGAGCCACUCCAUACUUGUUGGUGUAUGGCACCGAAGCAGUGAUAGCAGCCGAAGUAGAAAUCCCUUCACUUCGAAUAACACAAGAAGCUGAGUUAGACGAUGCGGGGUGGAUCCGUAAAAGGUAUGAGCAACUAGCUCUGAUAGAUGAAAAGAGGAUGAUCGCUGUUUGCCAUGGUCAACUAUACCAGCAAAGAAUGGCGCGUGCUUUCAACAAGCGUAUGAGAAUUAGGGUGUUUCAAAUUGGGCAAUUGGUACUCAAACGAAUAUUCCCUAAUCAAGAAGAAUACAAAGGGAAAUUCGCACCAAACUGGAAAGGGCCCUAUAUGGUACGAAAAGUGCUAUCAGGAGGAGCCGUAGUGCUUGCUGAAAUGGAUGGUCAAGAGUGGCCAAAAGAGAUAAAUUCAGAUACCAUCAAAAGAUACUAUGUGUGA